Anopheles gambiae (African malaria mosquito) is the source of this 2536-nucleotide messenger RNA. RefSeq lists its product as uncharacterized. The record is from RefSeq and is a predicted model, not a curated record. The transcript has 4 exons. Lineage: Eukaryota; Metazoa; Arthropoda; Insecta; Diptera; Culicidae. The coding region runs from base 215 to 670 and encodes 151 amino acids.
CCAUACCACGCCAUACGCCCUGAACGCACAAAGUGAGCUGCGGUCGCAACGCUGUGGUGUGUCUUUCUGGUGACAGCUCGUGUUUGGGACGGUUUUCUUCGCGUUAGUUGAGAUAAAAACGUGUGCUCAGCCCCCCCCCCCCCCCCCCCCCCAACCCCAAUCGGAUCCUGUGGACGGUUUUGCGACCGGGCAGGUAUGGUGUGUUAGGUUUACCAUGUCCACCAUCGAGGAGCGUACAGCGUACCUAGACAAUCCGUACUUCAAAGGGCACAUCUACGGGAACUUUAACCCGUUCUACGUGACCAUCGCCGUCUGUACCGUGCUCGGCGUGUUCAUCUUCGUGCUGAACAUCGUGUGCGGCUGCUGCUCAAAGCACAAACAGUACUGGCAGGACAGACAUACGGGCAAUCGUUGGUUAGUGUCGUUUUGGUCGGCCACACCGCACAAGCAGCCGCCGCUCGAUCUGACGGAGCUGAAGGACGCUAGCCACUUCCAGCCGGUCAAUCCCGACGUCGAACGGCCGGUAGAGUACACCGUGCAGCACCAUCGUCCCCAGUACCAGUAUCCGCCCAGCCGUGGUGCUUCCCCGCAGGGCUACCAUCACCAUCACCAGCAGCAGCAUCACCGCGAGGAGUACGUCGAGCUGCAGAAGCGCGAAAGUGACAUCUAAAAAGGCGGCGCCAAAGAGAACCGCUGCUGCGCGAGCUAAACACGAUGGCUUGGUUGGUUGCGUACCCGGCAGUGGCCAUGCUGGCCAUGUUCAUCGUGCUGGUCAUCAUGCUGAUACUCCGGUUCGGUGCACGGUUGUGUCAGCUGCGCCAUCACACCCUGCCGGACGAUCAGGAUUUGCGCGACCAGGCGUACGAUCAGAAGGUCAGCUACGCCUGACCGACCGACCCCGGCAGCUGAAACGCCAUGAAUGACGCCAAAAUAUUGCUGACGGGAGAGGGAGGGAAGAGAUGAUGGUGUGUGGCUUCCCCCUUUUUUUAUUGUAUUUCCAUUUAUUUUUCACAAUUCCACUAAGCAAUGUUUCAUUCUUUUUAUAACGUGAAUCUCGAUUUUCAUACCGAUCGGUGAAGAAGAAACACAAAUGAUGCUUUUGCCCCCUUGCAGUUCGCUAGAGCUAGACUUUAGAGAUGUGUACUACUAACCAUGUGUAGUGUUAGUUACACAUAGAAGAUUAUUCUUUUUUUUUUUAAUUCCCACAAAUGACAGCUAAACGUAAGACUUGUAACUACUCUACUGUGCAACACAUUCCGUCCAGAGAAGGGAAAGCUUCCCAUAGUUUUAAAAAAGCCGUCCGUUACGAGCGCAACAAUGUAUUUUUUGUAGAAUGUUCCAACACAACACGAAGUUUUCCGAAACAAUGCAAUGCAGUUAACACAUACAGAAAAGAAAACAAUGUGCCUUUUAUACACAAAACUUUACUAACAUUCCUUAAACUUCCACUCUCACUCACACAAAACCGAUCGAUUUUUAGAACAUUUGUACAAGAAGAAGCAAUAUGUAGUAAACGAUAAAAUAAAUAAAAACCUUUUUUUUAAUUUCUACAAAACCCAACACAGCGAUUUGUUUUUCUUUCACCAGAGAAAACGCUUUCGCACAAUAAAACACGACCCGUUUUAUUCAGUAAAUAUAAUUUUUCACAUUUUAUUUCUCAACGUUUGUUUGUUUGUUUUUUUGUUUUGCGCAUUUUUUUGUAUACGCAUUUUCUCCCUACCCUCCUGCUACAAUUUUCUCUCCUCCUCCUACUCCUGCUCUUCUUUUAUGUCAAAUAUAGUUUAACCUUGUCUGAGUUUCAUCAUCUUUUCACCCUUUUUCAUUUUCAGUGGAUGUUUGUCUCUAUCUCUCUUUGUUUUUUGUAUUUGUAUUCUGCUUUGUUUCUCUCUUCUUCAUUAUCUUAGUGCAUUAUUUGUAGUGUAUUGAUGUAUCAUUUUCCUUUUCUUUUUUCUUUUGUUUAACUUUUCCAUUUUCCUUUUGCUUGCACACCGAUGCUCCGAUGCCUUUCUUUUGUGUGUUCCUUUUCGGUUUCCUGUGUUUUGGUUGGUUCGGUUUGUUUGUUUUUGUUGAUGUUUAUUAUUUUUUUCCUAACAAAUUUUGUAUUUUUCUUCUUCUUCCUCUCCUUUUGUCCAUGGCUAAUUGAAAAACCGAAAAAUAAAGCAAGGACGCCCGUGUCUUUCGAUUGUACCAUGUGUUGAUUAUAGUUUUGUAAGUUCUAAUUUUUCCUUCGCGUUACAGGCGCAGUUGUUUUGGUUGCUCAGUGGUGGUGGGUGGGAGUAGUGUUAGUAGAAAAUUGCCAGAACAACAAAAAAAAAACGCACCAACCAACUCCCGCACAAUGGAAACGCGUACGUAAUGUGUGUAUGUGUUUCUGUACGUUAUCAAAAACUGUGUGUCCAUUCAGUCCGGGAUAACCAAAAGUAAAAUGAGAUCAGAUCGCGGGUUCUUGCAUUAUCACAACGGAGGGAUGAUGAUAUUUACGAUCGUUUCGUGCUUAUGUAUGUGUGUGUGUUCGAGAGACAGAAAACAUAGAAAA